GGAGCCCAGGGUGGGCACCUGCAGCUGCAUGGCCAGGGAUCAGAGCCCAGGGUUGGCGCUUGGGGGUCCAUGCCCGCUGCUGCACAGCUGGAGCUAGGAGUCAGCGUCCGUGGCCAGCACCCGCUGGAGCCUGCUGCAGCAUCAUCAGGACUGGAGCUCGGCAUCCAGGGCCAGAGCCUGCCAGAGCCUGGGGUUGGCGCCUGCUACCGUGUGACUGGGACUGGGGAUCUGCACCUGGAGCUGGGGAUUGCUGCCCAUGGUCAGCACCUGCCGGAACCCAGGGUCGCCAUCCAGGCGCAGUGCCCAGGCUCAGUGGCCAGGGCCGGGGAUCGGCCACCACUGGGAUUGGGGUCUCUGCCUGCUGCCACAUGGCCAGGGCCAGGGAUUGGGGGUUGAUGCCACACAGCCAGAGCCAGGGAUCGGAGCCUGCAGCCAGGAGUUGGCAUCUGAAGCCCCAUGGCUGAAGGCCAGGGCUGCAUGGCCAGAGCGGGGGGUCAGCGCCCAGAACUCCACGGCCAGAGCUGGCAAGGACACGCUGUCCUGUGCUGGAGGAAGAGGCCCGGCCCCACCUCUCCAGAGGGUCUCUUGGGGGAUGGUAGUUGGCGGUGCCAAGCUUUUGUGCCUAGGAACAAUGGUGGGAAGCCCGGUUUACUUCCCAGGAAAAGCUCCCCACAAGGGCAUUGUUCCUGGAACGUCCAUAAACCGAGAGGCAGUUGGGGAGGGACGGGCUCACGAGAGAACAGUGAAGAUGUGGAGUGUUAUUCCAGCCCUGCUUUGGCUCUGCACCUGGACGCUGGUAACCGGGGACCCAGGCACCUGCCCAGAGGUGAAGGUGGUGGGUCUCUCCGGUGCUGAGAAACUCACCAUAUUACAGGGAUGCCCCGGGACGCCAGGCGCAGCAGGAAGCCCUGGAGAAAAGGGGGCACCGGGUCAACCGGGCCUGAGAGGGACCGUGGGACCGCCCGGGAAAGCGGGACCGAAGGGGGACCGAGGAGAUCACCCAGACCCUUCCUUCCUCUGCCAGAACGGGCCAAAGAGCUGCAAGGAGCUUCUGAGCAAAGGGGAGUUCCUGAGCGGCUGGCACACCAUCUACCUGCCGGACUGCCGGCCGCUGAGGGUCUUCUGCGACAUGGACACUGAUGGCGGAGGCUGGCUGGUGUUCCAGAAACGCAUGGACGGCUCGGUGGAUUUCUACCGCACUUGGAGCGCCUACAAGAAGGGCUUCGGGAACCAGCUCUCCGAGUUCUGGUUGGGCAAUGAGAACCUCCACCUGCUCACCCAGGACGGCGAGUUCCAGCUCCGCGUGGACCUGGUGAAUUUUAAUGACAGCAGCUCCUUUGCCAGCUACCGGUCCUUCAAGCUCAAGGGGGAAGAGGACAAGUACGAGCUUGUUCUGGGGACGUUCCUCGGCGGCUCUGCAGGUGACUCCCUGGGCCUCCACAACGGGCAGCCUUUCUCCACCUAUGACCGUGACAACGACAGCGGGACGCAGAACUGCGCCGUCUCUGUGCAUGGCGCCUGGUGGUACACGAACUGCUACCGCGCCAACCUGAACGGGGGCUACGCGGUGGGGGAGCAGAAGCGGCAGAGGUACGGCAUCGAUUGGGUCUCUAGCCAGGGCGUUGGCAACCCCUACAAACGCACGGAAAUGAAGCUCCGCUAGCCGGGGGGGUGGGCAUCCAACCUGUGCAUCUGCGGCACGCCCGAGACAGCAGGACCGAGCUGCCUCAUAGAUCCUCGUACAGCAAACCAGCUUCCUCUCCCCCUGCAGCAGCUUCAGGAGCCUCCAGUAAUUACACCCCCCCACCAUCUCUGGAGGGAUAAAAGACUCCUUCCUGGGAUGAUCCCCAAGGUCCCGUGAGGACAGCCCUCCUGAUGCAGUCACUCCCCUCACUCCCAGAGCAACGGGGCAGAUCCUUGCUCUCCUGGCCCUGCCAUCUGACGUUGCAUUGAGUCGUGUUGUGUCCAGAUUCUCUGGAGGCAGCUUAGCGCCAUCACGUGCCCAGAGGCAAACGCAUAGGCCACAGUGAGCUCAGUGCAUGUCCCCACACAACGCGGUAGCAUGUGAUCCUCUGCAGAAACUGCUUUCCAAUAGCGUUGCCCAGAUCAGGACUACCGACUGAUAUAGACUUUGUGUGUGUGUACAUACAUGUCGUUGGGCCUGUGUAUGCGUGUCAGACCCAAUUACACGCAUGUGGAGGGUAGCUCUGGCGUGUAUUUUUCAUACGAUACUGCUGCACUUGCGGCUGCUGUGUUCUGUGCACCCAAUAAAAGCAUCACU
Mauremys mutica (yellowpond turtle) is the source of this 2281-nucleotide messenger RNA. RefSeq names its product ficolin 3 (gene FCN3). The coding region runs from base 257 to 1663 and encodes 468 amino acids. The record is from RefSeq and is a predicted model, not a curated record. Lineage: Eukaryota; Metazoa; Chordata; Testudines; Geoemydidae. The transcript is spliced from 8 exons.